Molecule: messenger RNA, 285 nt
Organism: Heterobasidion irregulare TC 32-1
Lineage: Eukaryota; Fungi; Basidiomycota; Agaricomycetes; Russulales; Bondarzewiaceae
Exons: 1
Coding region: 1-285 (94 amino acids)
Source: RefSeq, a predicted model, not a curated record
AUGGGCGAGGCAAUGUCAGUGAUGGAGGUUGACACUACCGUUGUUGAGAACGAGGCAGACAUUUUCGCCCGGUAUACAUUGGCGAUGCCGCUUUUUGUACGCUUGCUCUUUCAUCCACAGUUCUCACAUGCCAUAACGCAGAACUUCCUUCUUGUCACCCUUCCCCGCAACGACGGUCCAUCGAUCCUCUUCACUGCGCUCACUGCACUGCAUCAAAUGACGUACGCCGGCUUCUUUGUGCACCUGAACGACAUGCUAUCUGUCUUGCGAUUGCGUAAACGUUGA